This is a messenger RNA of Paramormyrops kingsleyae, 3345 nucleotides long. Its product is annotated as transmembrane protein 42. The record is from RefSeq and is a predicted model, not a curated record. NCBI's taxonomy places the organism in Eukaryota, Metazoa, Chordata, Actinopteri, Osteoglossiformes, Mormyridae.
CGUAGACUAUUGGCACGACGUAAUUUGAUUGGUGUAGCUGAUGGGCGGCUAUAGGUAGGAAGUACAGUAUAUACUCAUACUCGUACAGCUAAGAAAUGUGAGGGACUGAAAUCUCGUUAGGUAGUUGUUGUGGUUUUAGUAGCACCUAGAAGAUGUUCCCUGGUGUCUUCUAUGCACUGCUGGCGGGUUUCCUCGGAGCCGUAGCCUCGUCAUCUGCAAAACUGUCGCUAGGAGCCGAUUACCUCAAAGGGGUGUGUGAAACCGGUCUAAAAACGUGGGGCGGAGAGGAGCGGAAAUUUAGGCAAGCGGACCAAACUACGGCUUGCGACUGGCUGCACAUUCCCCUCCGCCUCCUUUGUGGAGGGCUGCUCUUCACAUGCAACGCUGUGAUGUGGACCUUCUUUGCCAAGGCGCUCAGGUACUCCUCCUCUUCAGCCAGAGCCACUGUGACCACCACAGCCUCCAACUUCAUAUCCUCAGCAUUUUUGGGGCAGCUAAUUUUUGGGGAGACCCACGCUGUACUGUGGUGGGUGGGCAUCUCCCUCACCUUGUCAGGGCUCCUGGUGCUUCACAAUUCAGUGCCCCGUGACGUCCAGCAGACCGACGCCAAGAAGGAGGACUGAGAGCCCGCCCACACAGCAACCCAGCAUGGCAACCAAUAAGGAGGAGGACCGACGCGUCCAGCCAACCAAUCCCUAAUGGUCUGUGAUGUUUUUAUGGUGACAGGGAAUUCUCAGCAGCACUAUGGUUACAUUGAGGUCAAAAUUAGGUCCUUCAGCCAGUAUGCAAAUGUACACAGAAGAGUCAGUUUCACACCUUACCAUUCAGCUGCAGUACAUGAAUUCCGUCACCAUGGAAUCGUCAAACAGAACACGAAACAAAUUGCUGGUCCUCCUGUCCCUUCUGUAUCCUUGGCUGAGUGUCCAUUUUUCUUUAUACCACAGUAUGGUAUUGUAUUCUUGUUUGACUUGGACUGCUAUUUUAAGUCUUGUGCUGCUGCAAUACCAUUCUGACCCAAGAAGGGCAGAUGUCCUAGAAUCUGUUAUGGCAAAUGCAAAUAUUAUUACUGUAUCCUUAAACACAUCACUUAUAGGGGUCAUUGGCCACCGAAGGCUCAAUAAAGGGGGCAGGUUUUAAUUUGCUGCGACAAGGUUCACCACACAACUCCUCGUCUUCCAUCGAAGAUCUCUCUCCAUCCGUCGAAGACAGAUUUUUAGACGUGAAUGGUUGCCGGUCGCAGAAAAUCGACACCUGUCUCUGUCAUUUAGAGUCAAAAGUCGACUGUGAGCCGGUGGUUGAUUGUACAGAUAGAUGAGUGUUGAGUUCUGUACCUGGGGGCUGGGACUCCCAUAGCGAGGAAUGUAGGGGUAUCCCCUGACGCAAUCAGAAUCUACUUUAAGGGACCAACUUUCACAAGGUUCAGUCUGUUCCGGGCAACACUGCAGACUAGCCUAGGCAGGGUGGGUGACAUUGUGAGCUGUCUAUACACCGUGGUGUGACAGAUAUGUGCACCAUCGCUAAACACUGUGAAAGUAGCAGUUAUGGGAAAUGAGGUCUGUACACGCGACCUUUGCUCGGGAAUGAAAUUUGUGCGCUGGUUGCUUUUUUCCGCCGGUUGUCUUCGGCACCCACCUGCAUAUAUAUGCAUGCAAUACGUUACGUUAGGUGGAGAAGCAAACUUUCCCCGUGUAGCUACCUGGCAGCCCCAUUGCCCAAGUGUCUCCUGUGAUUCUCGCCGUCUGAACUCUGUCUUCUGGACACUGUGGUUCAAGAAUAACAUCAUGGAAAUGAUCUGGUUUUUCAGACUCGCUCGGAACAAAGUCGGAGGUCCUGUACAAUGUAGGGUUGGUGUUCCCCACCACUGUAUGAGGGGUUGGUUCUUUCUGUGUAUUUUCCGUCCCGUUUUCCAACAGUGGUAGUGGUCUUUUGCUGGACUCCCUGUAACGUUUCCCCAUCUGUGCCAGAAAAUUUAGAUUGUGUAGAAUUCAUUCUGCCGUCCAUGCUGCUGGUGCAUCGUAGUCCAUCGCUUCACUGCUGGUUAAGCUGCACCCACAGGUAUCCGUUGGAUCCCCUGUGGGCCUGACUCAGUCUGCUUUCCUGUUAUCCGUGCUGUGAAAGCAGGUUAAGUGUCGGGACCCAGAGCGGAGCUGUGUCUCUCUGUUAUGUGUCCGUUCCCUAGCUCUACAUCCCGUGAACCUUCAUUAGCGCCUCUCCUUUCGGUGGCGUACUGUGGACUGCGUCCUUCUCUUUAUGUCAAUAUCAGUCUUCCAGUUUGGAGCAGGAGCUGGAGUGCAGACUGGGAGGGCACCGUUCAGCGACAGUAAGCCUGAACGGGCCGUUAGCUUGGAACUCCAGCUUGAGAACCCUGAGGAGAAGAAGUGACCAGGCAGGAGAAGCUCCGGAAACGAACACAAUGCUAUAAGCUAACCAAGACCGUUCUCUGUGCAUGGCGUGAUUUGGCAGGCUGUUAGAGCAGGGUUUCCCAACCCUGUUCUCUAGGAUCCCCAACACAGUCCACGUUUUUGCAGGGAGCUGGGAGGGAGCAAACAUUUGGACUGUCCGGUGGUUCCCCGAGGUCCGGGUCGGGAAACAUUGUUCUAGAGGCCGCAAUAAUAAGUCUCCUAGAUGGGCACUCUUCUUUAAAAUGAUAUAAGAAGAAACAUACAGCUCUGGAAAAUAUUGAGACCACUCUAUUUAAAAAAAAUCUGCAUUUUUAAAUCCUGGUUUAAUCCUGGUUCUGCUGGCAGAAGGCUACACUGCGAGGCAGGCUGCUUCCAGGCUCAAAGUUUUUAAGACAGCAGAACAAGGUGAAGCAGGAGACAAUGGCAAUAACCAAAAACUAGGCAGGUAAAGGGCAGAAGCAACUUUCUGAUGUCAGAGAUGAGAAUAUACUUAUCUGGAAGACCUCAAGUGACCUUCAAAAACAAUGGGAAACAUUAAGUGGUGUGAAGUGCACUGCUAGGCUUCAGGAGCAGGACUGAAGACCCAUAAAGCAAGGAAGAAGCCCUUCAUUAAUGAGAAGCAGGGAAGAGCCAGGUUGGAGUUUGCAAAAAAAUGUAUAUUUUAAAUUGAAAAAUGAGUGAAACUGAAAAAUUUGUGGAGGUCUCAUUAUUUUCCAGAGUUGUAUAUGAAGGUUCUAAGGACUGUAAAGGUUUUUUCUGUCACACUCAUAUUUGAGUCAAUCCUUUAAAACCUUGUCCAGAACCUGUGUCAGAUGUGCAUUUGGAAAAACUUGUAAAUGUAUUUUUUAUUUAAAGCGGUUUUUAAACUGAACUAAGUAAUCUGACGUCAUGCUUGAGACAGGUACUGUGUCAGUGCUUUAAAUAAACUUCCAAUUCAAAAGUA